AAUGUAUAAUAUACUCGAAUAAGCAGUAGUUUAAAAUGGAUAAAAGGGAGAGUGGCUCAGAUAUAAACGGAUCACCUAAAAAAAAGAAGUUGAAGAAGAAAACGAAGAAACACCCCGUGGUAUCGUCUAAACUGAAAGCUCUGGUAGAUGACUUCAUAAAAUCUGCAGAAGAUGGAACUACAAAUGAAAAUGAAUUAAAUAAGAAUGAAGAAUGUACCAUAAACGAGGAUGGUAAUGCACAAAUCACCGAGUCAAAUGUUAUAUCUAAUGAAAAGGACCUUAAAGGGGUCUCAAACAAAAAUUCUGGAAAAAAUAUAUCCGAAAAUGAUGAAAAGUAUCCAGUUGUAUUCAUAGGAAACGUGCCACUAUCGAUAAAGACUAAAUCCGACCUAAUUAAAAAGUUAAACCUUGAUCCAAAAAUCGUUAAAUCGGUUCAUUUCAGGUCACUUCCAGUAGAUCCAAAGUUUGCAUCAAACAAAAAAGUAGGAAUAAUCAAACAAAAAUUCACCGAUGCUAAGGAUACCCAAAAUGCUUACGUUAAAUUAGUAAGUGAAGAAUACUUAUGUGAUAUUCUGAACAAAAACACUAUCGAAGUUGAUGGGAAACAUCUAUUUAUAAAUGCUACUUCACCAAACUCUUUUAGCAAAUUUAGUCGGAAAAAGACAGUAUUUGUUGGAAGACUUCCUCCAUCCACAAAUGAAGACGAAUUAUUCAAUCUAUUUUCGAAUGUUAGCCCUGUAAAAAGUGUAAGAAUUAUUAGGGAUCCCAAAACUUUGAAAUCUAAGGGCUUUGGAUUUGUUGAAUUCGAUACUAGAAUAGCUGUUCCAGAAGCAAUCGACAAUUUUAAUAAUACACAGUUUAAGGGAUAUACACUUAACGUUAUGAAGUCUUUCGAUGAAACCACAUCAAAAGCUAUGAAAAACCCAAUGAACAAGAGCAGAUUCCGAGGAAAAUCCAAAAAUAUGAAGAAAGUUUCCAAAGACGGAAGCAAAAGAAAAUAG
Theileria equi strain WA is the source of this 1001-nucleotide messenger RNA. Its product is annotated as RNA recognition motif domain-containing protein. Bases 36 to 1001 code for a protein of 321 amino acids. Gene Ontology annotation, molecular function: RNA binding. The record is from RefSeq and is a predicted model, not a curated record. Lineage: Eukaryota; Apicomplexa; Aconoidasida; Piroplasmida; Theileriidae. The transcript has a single exon.